AACAGAUGAAAUAGAUAAGCGGGAAGCUUCUCUGAUUGCAGAUAUCUUCUUUCAUACACAUAAAAGUACUAAUACUUGUCUAUUAAAAACAGUCCAGAUUAUUGUAUUCUGCUGACGAAUUGGUCACGUAACAAUAAACUCACUAUGAACUCUGUUGUAACUAUUGAUUUGUGCAAAAAAGUAUCUUAAUGAAUGUGGUAACAAAAAGUCUAACUCUCUAAAGUUUGAAAACUUCUGCACUACACAGAAAGUAAAUGUUCACCCGCCAAUUCAUGAGCUUCAAUAUGGGUUUUGCUGACCAUUGUUUGGAUGUGAAAUCUACAGGAGUCUUCAACAUAUUUCUUUAACGUUUUUUAAAACCUGAACGAAAAUAUCCACAAGUUAACAGCGUUCUCACUACAGAACUUAAAGAGAUUGGCCAGUAACUACGUUGAGCUGCUUUUUUCGAUGUUUUUAAACCAGUCGUAGUGUAAAUACUUAGUAUAUUUUCGGACUAACACAGAAUAGAUUUUGUCGCCGUGUUCCAAAAAUCCGUUAGCUAUAUAAUAUCUUGUGCCCUUUCUGAAUAUCCUACUUUUAAAUCAAGCAUAAAUCGGCAGAAUUGUGUGUCGUCUGCUGCCACUCUGGGGCAAGAUGUUUGACUAUCAAAAUGAAGACAUAAUAUCGAUCCAGGCCAACUCUCUUGAUGUAGCUAAAUUUCUGAAAAAUCAUGGCAUUUCCGAUUCAAUCAUUGACAUUUUCACUAAGAACACAAUCGAUGGAUUGUCAUUUUGUCUGUUAACUGAGAAAGACUUAUGUGAAAUGGACAUCAAAGAGGUUGGUGUUAGAAAACGUAUCAUGUAUUUAUGUUGCUUCUGGCGUCACCAAAUUGAAAAUCAUAAUUAUGGAGAAUAUACUUUUCCAAGAUUACCAAGUGAGAAUUCUGUAGUUGAUCUGCUAUGCUGCCAUAAUCCUAAAUUGGAUAAUAUGGAACAAGAUGUAUCCAGAUUAAAUGGAAAUGAUAAUGUGGAGUGUAUAGCAGACAGUACUAUUUUAAAUGAUUACGAUUACGGAAUAGAUGAAGACAAUACAAAUUUCUGGAAAUUUAUAACCAGUUGUUUGUAUUUCAUUUUUGCUACAUUUGUUACAGCAUUUGUUAUAGUUUCGGUCCAUGAACGUUUGCCUGUUACAUCGAAAUAUCCUCCGUUACCAGAUAUUUUUCUAGAUAAUCUUCCUCAUAUCAGUUGGGGGUUUAUUGCAGCAGAAGUGGUUAUCAUUGUACUGUUUAUGAUUUGGCUGACUAUUUUAUUUCUACAUAAAUAUCGGUGGAUACUUUUACGUCGUUUUUUUGUGCUUAUGGGCACGAUAUUUUUAUUAAGAUCAAUUACUAUGUCGAUAACUUCACUAAGUGUCCCUGGAGUGCAUUUAACAAAUCAAUGUAGCCCAUAUAUAAUAAAAAAUUAUACAGAACGCUUCAAACGUGCAUUAGAAAUAUGGAUAGGUUGUGGUUUAUACAUUACGGGAUUACGAACUUGUGGUGAUUAUCUGUUUAGUGGUCAUACAACAUGUCUUACUCUUCUUAACUUUUUCAUUAGUGAAUAUUCACCACGAAGAUUUUAUCUUUUGCAUACAUUUACAUGGGUUCUGAAUCUUUUCGGUGUAUUUUUCAUACUUGCUUGUCAUGAACAUUAUUCUAUUGAUGUAUUCAUUGCUAUAUAUAUUUCAUCAAGAUUAUUUCUAUACUAUCAUUGCCUUGCUAAUAAUAAUUUAUUACAUCAACCAGAUAAUGAACGUUUAAGAAUGUGGUUCCCAUUAUUUUCAUUUUUUGAACAUGAUGUACGAUCAGUUGUACCGAACGUAUAUGAAAUACCCUUUAAAGAUUAUUACGACGAUAAAUUUAAUCGCAAUAACAAUAAUAAUAACGGGAGCAGAAGCAGCGGCAGUAGUAUCCAUACCAAUGGUAACAGUAGUUGUAGCAGUAAUGCAACUGGUAAUUACAAUCAAAAUUACGGUAAAAGGCAAUUGGAUCAUGUUCGUCGUAAAUCUACACGUUGUCUGCUACAUACCUAUCAUAAUACUAACAAUCAUGAGUAUUCAACUUGCAAUCAUAUAACACAAACAUUAGGAAAUACAUUCAUUUCAAAACGUUGUGAGAUUUUUAGUAAAAAAGAAUCUUAG
Schistosoma intercalatum is the source of this 2157-nucleotide messenger RNA. The record is from the annotation of a GenBank genome assembly. Lineage: Eukaryota; Metazoa; Platyhelminthes; Trematoda; Strigeidida; Schistosomatidae.